Messenger RNA from Cavia porcellus (domestic guinea pig), 1141 nucleotides. RefSeq names its product chromosome unknown C11orf86 homolog (gene CUNH11orf86). Lineage: Eukaryota; Metazoa; Chordata; Mammalia; Rodentia; Caviidae. The record is from RefSeq and is a predicted model, not a curated record. Bases 74 to 430 code for a protein of 118 amino acids. The transcript is spliced from 2 exons.
GAUCAGCUGUCUGACCGGUGGAGGCGGCAGACCAUCUGGGAGGCUCGCCAGUGCCAAGGAAGCCUCCAGAGCUAUGGGAACCGGGUUACGCAGCCGCUCCUUUCGAAGCCCCCGGUCCUCCUAUGGGAAGCUCCAGGAAGGACAACUCCGGCGGACACUGAGCCUCCGGGAGGGCCGUCACAAGGGCAGGCCCCAGGACCUGGAUGGAGGCCCAGAAGGGCUGGAGUCCCCUGCUCAGGAGUGGCUGCCCGGGAGACUGGAGGACACCGAUCAGCUGAUCCAAGCCCAGCGAGGUGCAGGCAGCCGACAGUGGCUGAAGCAGUACCAACAGCAGGUGCGGAGGACGUGGCAGAGCUUUGUCACCAACUUCUCCCACGUGACUUUGAGUCAGUCGGCCUCCCCAGAGCCCCCACUGGACACCACUAGCUAGCAGUGUUGGAGGAUGCCCCUUGCUGACCCUGCCUCUUUGCAGCUCUUCUGGACUCUGGACUGCACCGGCCUGUGUCACGUAACCCAAGGAGCCACCCCACAACCUCCACCACCCACCCCCAGUUCACUGGGAGCCCCAUGCGGCUGCCCCAGGCCAUGACCCUCUCUCUCCAAGGCUGGGUCUCAGCAAAGACCCCGGUGGGGCUGAAGGGAAGUGGUCGGCUCUGUGCCCUCUGGGCUUAGAGCUCCCAGAACACAUGAGAUAGCUCUUAGGAGCCUGCCUAGAAGUGAGGGUAUCAAUGCUCCCAGCCCCAUGUAAGACCCCACAAGAUCAGUUACCACUUCCAAGACAGAGCUUGAGGAAGCCAGACUUGUGGCUGAGAUGCUCUUGGAUGGAUGUCAUUUGGUCACAGGGCCACCACUUGCUGCUGGGUCCCCUCCCAAACAGUGAGCCCACUCAGGCAAGGACCAUGUCUGGGAGGCUCUCAGUGCUGGGCACCCACUGGCCAACAGACCCAGCCUGUUUGUUGUUGCCUUCAGGCCUCAAAGUAUCCCAAUGAAGGAAGCAAGGGGAACAUUUCCUCUUGAUGUGACAGAGGGGAAACUGAGGCCCAAGGUGGAAGGGAUCUGUUAAUUUUGUCUUCCCUCACCCUACCCACGUCAGUGCCCAAUAUCGGCGCUAAACACAGGAAUAAAGAUCUGUUGCACUGAA